This is a messenger RNA of Closterium sp. NIES-65, 576 nucleotides long. Lineage: Eukaryota; Viridiplantae; Streptophyta; Zygnematophyceae; Desmidiales; Closteriaceae. The record is from the annotation of a GenBank genome assembly.
AUGGAGCUGCGCAGCGGAGCGAUUCUCCCCGGCCCCGUGCCCGUCCCCAUAACGGCGGCGGAGCAGCACGCGGACGGGUGGUUCCGCGAGGGCGUGCGCCUGGUGUUUGCGCGCUGGACUGCGCUGCAGCUGGCGGUGGAGAAUCAGUGGGGCGGCGGAAGGAGCGCGGAGAAGGCGCAACACAUGCAGGCGGACCUGGUGCAUUUCUGCUACAGCAAGCGCGGAGCGGUGUACGGGGACGAGCUGGAGGAGUGGCUGGACGAGGCGACGGUGAGGGAUUUCAACAUGGAGGUGGAGGACGGGAGCCUGCGAGAGGUGGCAGAUAAGGUAGUGGAGGUGUUUAAGGCAUGUCGGGAUGGCAGUUUCACACUUGUACAGCAGCUGCAGGCAGAGGAAGCAGCCGCUGCUGCCAAGGGAAGGCGCUCGGCACUGCAGCAGAGCAAAGCGGCAAACCGCAACGCAGACAGCGAUGACAGUGAUUCUGACGUGGAGGAAGUGGGGAACGGGGGAGCCAUGGAUGAAGAUGCGCCAGGAAGGUGGUGCUGGGAUGGGAGCUUCUUGUUCGGGAUCGCGUAG